UCGCUCCUCGCACCCAGUCAAGGCCUCCUAACACCCCCGGUCCUCCAGCGCUAGAGGGCGGGCUCCCGCUCCUUGCCGCCACAGCUCUAGCGCCUGCAGUUGGAUAGUAGCAGCAGAAGUCAGCGAGGGUCAAGCAGCCUCUCUCGGUCGUUUCCUGCUCGGCCGCCGCGUUGGUUCGGCUGGGAGAGUCUCCACGGCGCAGGCGCUGUCGGGGUGGAGGAAAAGAGAAAAAAAGAGUGCGGGGCUCUCGCAGCUGCUGUUGCUGCGCUGGGCCGGCUAAGACAGCAGAUGAAUGUGUCAGUGGAGGAAAAGGCACAGAAAUAGAAUGGCCUUUACUGGAAAGAGGACUGGCUGUCCACUGAUCUGAGAAGCAGGGACUUGAGGGAAGGAUGAGGCAGCUGGUUAAAUGCAGUUGUGUCAGUAACGAAAGAAGGGCAAACAUGAGAAUAGCAGUAGGAGCUGCAAAAUUGGCGGUAGCAGUAGCCGUGUUCCUGCUGACAUUUUAUGUCAUAUCUCAAGUAUUUGAAAUAAAAAUGGAUACCAACUUAGGGAACUUGUUUGCAAGAUCACCACUGGAGCUGCCUGUACAUUCUACAAAAACCCCAAGAUAUAAAUGUGGAACUACAAAAGUUUGUCCAGAGAAUCAUUUUGCGUUCAAAAUGGCAAGUGGAGCAGCCAACGUAGUUGGACCUAAAAUUUGUGUAGAAGAUAAUGUGUUGAUGAGUGGAGUCAAAAACAAUGUUGGGAGAGGUAUUAAUGUAGCUUUAGUAAAUGGCAAAACAGGUAUCAUGGUGGACACAAAAUAUUUUGACAUGUGGGGUGGAGAUGUAGCCCCACUUACUGACUUUCUGAAGACCAUUCCAGAUGGGACAAUUGUAUUAAUGGCAACCUAUGAUGACGGUGCAACUAAACUUAAUGAAGAGACGCGGAAACUAAUAUCUGAAUUGGGAAGCACGUCCAUCAUGAACCUUGGCUUCAGAGACAACUGGGUCUUCUGUGGUGGCAAAGGAAUCAAGACUAAAAGCCCAUUUGAACAGCAUAUUAAAAACAACAAGGAUACAAACAAGUAUGAAGGGUGGCCAGAAGUCGUGGAGAUGGAAGGGUGCAUCCCACAGAAGCUAGACUGAAAACAUCGUCAAAUGGACAUGUACAAUGCAAUGAACAAUGGAGGGACAAUGCGUUUCCUGCUGCUAGAAUGAGAGGGCUCUGGAAGGAGAUACUAUGUAUGGGUACAUCCCAUCCAGGAUAGUCUUUUGUGCAAGGCCCAUGGAAAUGAAUGGGAGUGGAACAAGAGCAUGGUGAAUUGCGCCAAUUCAUUUUAAAUGGGGCUUUGCGCAGGAACUUAACCUGCUGGAUUGUGGCCCAUGUAAAUAUUUUUCAAGCAUGUUUCCAUCUUACAAUGUGCAUGGGCAUUGACAUUUUUGAAUAUUUGACUUAUUUAUUGUUAGAACAUAAGAGAGCCGCUUUUUGUGUGUAAAUAGGUCCAAAUCAACAAAAUUACUAUUUCUUAAGCAUCUUUUUUUCCUCCUUGUUUGUUUUUCUUUUCUCUAAAAGCACAAUGUUCGGGUUAUUUUAUGAUAAAUGUCUUUUAGAACUAUCAGUGUAGGCAAUUAAAUGUUCCCAAUAAAUGGCUGAACUGAUCCUUAUCUAUGCUGUAGUUUGCUCAAACAAUGGUGACGUGGCUGCAAGUGCAUAUCUUUAGUGGGAUAUGUAAAUUUUAGCCAAAAAUGAGAAAUGUUUAUGCUCUGCCUCUUUGAAAGCAGCAUUCUUCUGUGAUUCCCUUCAAACCUGCAUAUAGGUAAAGGUUGAGUGUUGAAUAAAAAAAAAAUGUAGGCUGCUAUAAGAAGCACAAUUUAAUCCUUUUUUCUAAUUAAUAACAAAUGUGUAUCAUUGCAUUUGUUGCUAUUGUUAAUUUAUCUGUGUCCCAUGCUUCUGGUUAGCAAUGUAAACUGCUAGUAGAGCAGGAUAAUGUAGUUGCUUCAUGUGUGUGUGUCUUCAGCUAGACUUCUUUAAAGUGCUAUAAACCACCAAUCACGUAAACUACCUUAGAUAGCACUAGAGAGAAAGCCAGUGUUGACAGUUAGGGGUGGUUGGGGAUCUUAACAAGUAGACUAAUUUCUAUUAGUAAUUGAACGUGUCAUGCAUUAGUCAAUCUGGGCAGUUUUGCUACCCAUCCUACUAGUAUAAAUUGAGGAAAGGGUUUGAAUAUUGGGGGGGAUUCUGUGGAGGACAUCUUCUAUAUUAUAAGACUGAAAAUGUUGCUAUUUAAACAGGCUGCUUUAACAAUAGGUUUUAAAAAGGCAGACCUAACUGCAGCACAUUUUCAUGGAUGUUUGAUGUUCUUAUAUGAAUUUGAUCUCUCCAGGGCACACAUUCACCCAUGCAUUUCAUCUUGGCUGUCCCUACCAUUUUCCACUUGGCAGAAAUGUACAUUCUAUUGGUACUGAUGGUGUGGAAAAUCCAUGUAGCACAUUUUGUGACCAUUAUCCAGAGGGGUGUUCAAGGAAUAGCUGUAUGCACAGUGGGCUUUCCACACCAUUGGUAUCACUGGACGGUGCAUGUAGUUUGCUAUUACUCACAAAUCUCAUUCCCUCUCUUCCAGUGCCCCCCAAACACACAUACACUCACCUUCAGGAAGCAGAAUGGAAAAGCACAUUCCACAACUUGAUGGGAUGUUGUGAGAAACCUAUAGUGGGGAUGCUUUGCUGUGCCCAAAGUAGGAAGUGCAACUCUGGCUGUUUCAGUUGUGAUUUGUAGUUAUUUUUUGUGUGGUGGCACUAAUUUCUGCAGUCUACCACUACAGUUCUGAACUGGGACUUUUGGAGACUUGCAUCUCUGGAGGUUCUCUUCAAGCAAGGGUGGGGAUCCUGUGGCCUCCCAGAUGUUGUUGGACUACAUCUACAAUCCUUGUCAUGUUCACUAGGGCUGUUGGGAGUCCAACAGCAUCUGGAAGUCCACAGAUUCCCCACUCCAGUCUUAAAGAGAACUUAGUAAAAAAAAUAUAUAGUUUUAAUGGUGUGCAUGCUAUAGGGGAUCAAGUUAGAAUUCUGUGCUCAUUCUUGUCUAGUCUGCUAUGUGUCGGCCAAUAGGAUAAUCAACCUCCCCCCCCCCGAGUAGGACCAUUUUAAACCAAGAAUUUAACUUAGUCAUUGAGGUUGAUAGUUCCUGUUAGACUAAUGAAAUAUUGUUUGCACUAAAGACAUUAAAGCAAUACUAGUAAUAAUGACUUAAAAUAGUUCAGAAAAAUCACCCAACUUUCCAUACCAAGAGCUGAUGAGUGGAAUCUGGGCUGCUUUACUGUUUUGACCUGUUCAUGUCAUGUUUUUCUUCUUAGUAAUUCACUGUAGCAUAGCAAUAAAUACACCUUCAACAGUCAGACCAGUUGUUUGUAAAUACCACGCAGAAUCAUUGUUUAUGUUCAGAAGAAAUAAAACCACAUUUCCAUGUAUUAUAUUUUUUCAUCAAAUAAAGUUUUUAAAAACCACAACCAAACAAA
This is a messenger RNA of Rhineura floridana, 3496 nucleotides long. RefSeq names its product FAM3 metabolism regulating signaling molecule C (gene FAM3C). NCBI's taxonomy places the organism in Eukaryota, Metazoa, Chordata, Lepidosauria, Squamata, Rhineuridae. The record is from RefSeq and is a predicted model, not a curated record. The transcript has 11 exons. The coding region runs from base 390 to 1127 and encodes 245 amino acids.